AUGUCCCACAAAGCUACCGCAACGGCCGAGCCGGCGGGCGGCAUCCCCGUUACUGUCGACGCCGCGAUCGCGAAUAAGAGAGGGGCAUUCGCCUGGUUCUCGAAUCCGGGGAUCGUCAAGCUAAACUGUAUUAUCGCGCUGUCAUUGGUGUCGAGCUACGCCACUGGAUACGAUGGCUCCAUGAUGAAUGGCCUGCAGUCUCUGGACACAUGGCAGAAAUCAUUCAACAACCCUGGAGCCUCGGAACUAGGACUGCUGAACGCGAUCCAGAAUGUGGGCCAGCUGGUCGCGCUCCCCUUCUGCGCCUGGUACUGCGACCGAUUCGGACGCAAGCCCGCCCUCCUCGUCAGCGCCUCCAUCCUUCUCAUCGGCGUUGCGCUUCAAGGCGCGGCCCAGAAUGUGGCCAUGUUCAUCGUCGCCCGCGGCGUCCUCGGCUUCGGUCUCGCGCUCAAUAUCACCGCCGCACCUCUGAUCAUCAUGGAGCUGGCGUACCCGUCCCAGCGAGCGCCCCUGGUGUCCAUCUACAACUCGCUCUGGGGUUUGGGAGCUCUGAGCGCCGCGUGGAUCACCUUUGGCACGUUUCGGAUCGGCAAUACGUGGGCUUGGAGGAUCCCUUCCAUCUUGCAGGGCCUGUCGAGCAUCCUGCAGCUCGGCUUAUGCUUCUUCAUCGAGGAGUCGCCCAGGUGGCUGGUGUCAAAGGAGAGGGACGCGGAGGCUGAGAGACUUUUGAUAAAGUACCACGCCAACGGCGAUGCGUCGGAUCUCAUUGUGCCUUUGGAAAUGGAGGAGAUUAGGACGGCGUUGAGGCUGGAGGCGGAAGUAUCACGGACUACGUCCUACAUGGCCUUCUUCCAAACGCCAGGCAAUCGGCGUCGCUUCUUCAUCAUUCUGGCUGUCGGCUUCUUCUCGCAGUGGAGCGGCAACGGACUGAUUAGCUACUAUCUGACCUUGAUCCUGGACUCGAUCGGGUACACCUCGGAAUACACACAGACACUGAUCAACGCACUCCUCACUGUAUGGGGAUUAUUCUGGGGUCUCCUCGCCUCGGUCCUCGUCAAUCGCUUCCGCCGCCGAACAAUGUUCCUCGCCUCGACCAUCGGCUCCCUGGUGUGCUACAUCAUCUGGACGGCCAUCCAAGCAACCUACGAAAAGCAGACCGACCUCACCGGCGCGGGAUCACCGGGUCUCGCAAAGGGAGUCCUGGCCAUGAUCUUCCUGUACAACAUCACCUUCACCGUGGGGUGGGGCGCGCUCCAGGUCACCUACGUCGUGGAGAUUCUGCCCUUCAACUUGCGUGCCAAGGGCUUGGUCCUGUACAACCUCUUCGUCGCCCUGGCAUUGAUCUUUAAUCAGUACGCCAAUCCCAUUGGCGUGACCAACUCAAAGUGGAAGUAUUACAUCACGUACGACGUAUGGCUGGCCUUUGAGGCGGUAGUGGUCUAUUUCCUGUUUGUUGAAACAGGCAAGACGAGUCUGGAGGAGACUGCGCUUAUUAUUGAUGGCAUUGAGGACAGACUGACAGAGGAGGUGGCUCGCAAGACGGAGAAGCUUGCCAUGGGGACACACGAACUUGCUAUCGAAGGCAGUAACAAGGAUUGA
Molecule: messenger RNA, 1599 nt
Organism: Colletotrichum orchidophilum
Lineage: Eukaryota; Fungi; Ascomycota; Sordariomycetes; Glomerellales; Glomerellaceae
Exons: 3
Coding region: 1-1599 (532 amino acids)
Biological process (GO): transmembrane transport; carbohydrate transport
Cellular component (GO): membrane
Molecular function (GO): carbohydrate:proton symporter activity
Source: RefSeq, a predicted model, not a curated record